Molecule: messenger RNA, 5256 nt
Organism: Nerophis ophidion (straightnose pipefish)
Lineage: Eukaryota; Metazoa; Chordata; Actinopteri; Syngnathiformes; Syngnathidae
Product: protein hinderin-like
Exons: 12
Coding region: 264-1988 (574 amino acids)
Source: RefSeq, a predicted model, not a curated record
CGUUUUGUGGGCGGUCUUAUUUACGUGGCUCACCUUCGACAGCAUCUUCUCCCCGUCAUCUUUUUUGCAGCGGUGUAGCGUGCAAGGAUGGGAGUGGAAGAAGUGUCAAAAGAUGGAGCCAACUGUUUUAAUGACAUUCAGCAUCUCCUCAACUGGAAACCGGAAAUGUGUCCUGUGAAAAAACAUCCGACCGGAACUCUCCAGUUACUGAAGUUUCUUGGUAAAAAUGGCAACAACGGAGAAAAAGAAGAAACUUAUCAACCAUGGUGUUGCUACGGACUACAAAGGUGGAUGCACGCAAUUUUUCAGGAUUUAUGCAGAUCCCAAAUACAGAUCAGCAGGUACCAGAAGGUGUGGACAAAGUGGUCUCUUUUAAACCAGGCAGCACAAAUAUUACGAGUAAAAAAAGCACCAUCGUGCAAGCCAGAUGCAAUUCCAAAGCGAAAAAUGGUGGAAAAGUGUGCAAUUUAAAAAGUGAUCAGUGUUGGUCCUUUGUCAACAAAAAUGGAUUGCCUCUGGCCACUGCUUCUGUGACCACAGACACCAGCCUUUCGUCAGGUUCCAUACCCCCAAUAUCCCAGGUUAUAUCUGGACUUGGCAUAGCCCAGAGCCAGGCCUGCCUGAAAGACCUCUGUCCGGAAGACAAACGACGCAUUGCAAACCUCGUGGAAGAACUCGCCAGAGUAAGUGAGGAGAAGGAUGAGUCGGUGCAACGCCUUCAAGAUGAACAUAAUACUUUUGAACACAAGAUCCAACAGCUGGAGCAACAGAACCUGUUCAUCGCACAUGAAAGAGAAAACCUGCAGCAGCAGUACAGAGAGUGCCAGGAGCUGCUUGGUCUCUACCAACAAUACCUUUCUCUGCAACAAACGAAGCUCAACCAGUCCAUUACUGAGCUUAGCCAGGCACAAGCUCACUCUAAGGUGCUCAGCAGUGAAGAAGCCACUAGCAGGACGACUAGCCAAGCUAAUGGCCUACUGUUUGAUGGCUCAUACCUCAGCCUUGCUGCUACGCAAGCGCAACAACCUCAAGUGCGCAGGAGAAGUAGUGGAAGAGCAGCCGCCUUGCAGACUGCCGGUAUUUCUACCCCCAUUUCCUAUGAGAGCCACGUCUGUCCACCUGAUGAGCAAACAGUUCAGACAAGGGAAUGUGAACCGCAGCACCAUCAAGGCACUUUCCAAGACAGUAGAUAUGACACCCAGCAACGCACGACCAAUGGCCAUUCCCUUGACAACAGCUGCCAGAACACCUCUAUCCAAAGGCACCAAGGUGGGGAUAACUUAGCGGCUCAGACCAGGGAAGCCCUUACUAGCCCUCUAUUGGGCCGCAAGGACUGGGAGGAGAAGAGACACCAGCUGCUGCUGCAAAACAUGCAGCUGGAGAUGGAGCGAGAGAAGCUGCGGGCACGGCUGGCUGACCAGGAGGAGAGGAUCAGCAGACAGAAUCAGCAGCUGUGCCAGUCACGCCUCCAUUGCAAAAAGCUUCAAGAAGCUUGUCAAUCUAAACUCAGCAGCUCAAUUGAAAAUAAGAAAACUCAACAGUCAGACGCUCCUCACCACCAACAUUUGGCCCCCGGUGGCACAGACAAUCUUCCCGGACCACAGCGCUUAAGAGACAGUGCUUCUCAGACUGCACCGUUGGACAAAACUCUUGGCUCUUGUGAAGCCGCCUCAGUGCUAUCAAAAAAGGACACAGCCACAUCUACAGAGGGGCCUGCGAGUCCUGCGAAGCUCGUCAUGGCACCUGCGACACGAAAGACAUCGGAAAACAGGUCGGACUUUUCUUUAGUUGAGUUAUUGGACCUCUUUAGUCCGGUCUCGGCACAUGGACAAUGCAAACUGUCGUCCCGAAGGGCCAGAUCAUCACAACGUGGACCGGCCCUCACCACCCUCAAAUCAGUCUUCAGAGCUCCGAGGCCUCAUCCUCUGAGUCGCCAACAGGACUUGGAAGAAAGUCAAAUAUUGGAGGAUAUUUUCUUUAUUUGCUGACAAAUAUACAUUUUCAUGUAUUUUUAAUACAUUUUUUCAUAUACAGUAUCUAGACUUUCUUAAUGAAUUCAUGCAUUUUUGAUUGAACCUUUGUUAUAUUUUGAAUACAAAUAAACCUUUUUAGAGAAUUGGUGGUGUGACCACAUGUCAGCUGGGUUAGGCUGCAGCUCACCUUUGACCCUAACAUAGUGGAUCCUCUAUCCCAGUCGCUGUUGUCUGUGGGCAAGACACUUCACCCACCUUGUCACUGGUGUAUGAAUGUUUGGUGGCAGCUGUGGCUAUAAAUGGAGCUUACAACCACCUAGGGUUGUACGGGGUACCGGUACUUGUAUAGUAUAGCGGUACUAAUGAAUCAAAAAACGGUACUAUACUCUGUUUGAAAAGUACCGUUUUUUUUUUUACUGGCAUCACGUCAUGACAUUGCUGGUUUUACGAGCAGAGGAGCAUGUUCGGCAGCGCACACACACAGAGUACUUUGAACAGACACAGUGUGUAGACUGAAAAGGGAGAAUGGACGCAUUUUGGUGUAAAAAGUAAAGAUAAAGUUGAAGUAAUAACACUGAAACACCCUCAAGAAGAGCUGCUUUAACACAUGGCUAGUUAGCUAGCGGCUAAUGUCCAUCUGCAGUCUGCAGUGUUUUAGCUCCUUCUAAAUCACUAAUGCUGGCCUCCGUGGUGACAUAUAUUGUAAGUUUCUUACAAGUAUUUUAUCCCUGCAGGAGGAGGUACUACACACCGUAGGACAGGGGUCGGCAACCCGUGGCUCUGGAGCUGCAUGCGGCUCUUUAGUCACUCUGAUGUGGCUCGGCUGCAUAUUUGUCGACCCCAUCGAUUUUUCUGGAAGGUUUACGGAUUUAAAUGCUUCUCCCAGGGAUCUACCGGAGCCACGUUCUCCGAUUUGUACCCGGACAUUAAUGUUGAGGGCGUGCGGUGAUGGCAGUGCCUUCAUCGCUUUUACACCAUGCUAUUUGCGUGCCGGUUGGUCUUAUGUAUUAUGCGGCUUCUGUCAACACACGAAAGUGACUGCAAGGCAUACUUGCUCAACAGCCAUACAGGUUACACUGAGAGUUGUGAUAUAAAGAACUUUAACACUGUUACUAGUUUGCGCCACACUGUGAACCCACACCAAACAAGAAUGACAAACACGUUUCGGGAGAACAUCCGCACUGUAACACAACAUAAACACAACACAACAAAUACCCAGAAUCCAAUGCAUCCUUAACUCUUCCGGGCUACAUUAUACACCCCCGCUACCACCAAACCUCGCCUCCCCCAACCCUGCCCACCUGAACUGACGCACGGAGAGGGCGUGGGGAUUUGGUGGUAGGGGGGUGUAUAAUGUAGCCCGGAAGAGUUAUGGAUGCAUGGGGUUCUGGGUAUUUGUUCUGUUGUGUUAGGGUGAGGAUGUUCUCCCUAAAUGUGUUUGUCAUUCUUGUUUGGUGUGGGUUCACAGUGUGGCGCAUAUUAGUAAGAGUGUUAAAGUUGUUUAAACAGGCACCCUCAGUGUGCACAUAGCAUUCCGUGAAUGGCGGGCGUGAUGACGUUCAAGAGGACGUUAAGAGUAAUAUCAUCACGGCACGCCCUUAAUAUUGUAGUCCAAGUGAAACUUGGAGAAGGUUGACUCCGGGUGAUGUCCGGGAGAGGCAUUGAAUUCCGGAAUCUCCCCGCAACAAUCUGGGGGGUCGGCGAUUGUGCAGCUGAGCCACAUCAGAGUUGUCAAAGAGCCGCGGGUUGCUGACCCCUGACUUAGAAUAUGACCAAUGUAUCAUCCUGUAACUACUUGGUAUCAGAUCGAUACCUAAAUGUGUGGUAUCAUCCAAAACUAAUGUGAAGUAUCAAGGAAGAAAAGAAUAAGUGAUUAUUACAUUUGAACAGAAGUGUAGAUCAUGGGUGUCAAACACUGGUCCGCGGGCCAAAUUUGGCCCACCGUGUAAUUUAAUUUGGCCCUUGAGGCAAUAUCAAAUUAACAUUAGAGCUGGCCUGCCGGUAUUAUAACACCGCAUUCACUGCUAAUAUUCAUACUUACCAACCCUCCCGAUUUUCCCGGGAGACUCCCGAAUUUCAGUGCCCUUGCUGAAAAUCACCCGGGGCAACCAUUCUCCCGAAUUUCUCUCGAUUUCAACCCAAACAUCAUUGGGGACUGCAUUCAACUUAAGUAAUAGUAAUGUCGUCAUUCAGACACUUAAGUAAUAGUAAUGUCGACAUUCAGAGACUUAAGUAAUAGUAAUGUCGUCAUUCAGACACUUAAGUAAUAGUAAUGUCGACAUUCAGACACUUAAGUAAUAGUAAUGUCGUCAUUCAGACACUUAAGUAAUAGUAAUGUCGACAUUCAGACACUUAAGUAAUAGUAAUGUCGACAUUCAGACACUUAAGUAAUAGUAAUGUCGACAUUCAGACACUUAAGUAAUAGUAAUGUCGACAUUCAGACACUUAAGUAAUAGUAAUGUCGACAUUCAGACACUUAAGUAAUAGUAAUGUCGACAUUCAGACACUUAAGUAAUAGUAAUGUCGUCAUUCAGACACUUAAGUAAUAGUAAUGUCGACAUUCAGACACUUAAGUAAUAGUAAUGUCGACAUUCAGACACUUAAGUAAUAGUAAUGUCGACAUUCAGACACUUAAGUAAUAGUAAUGUCGACAUUCAGACACUUAAGUAAUAGUAAUGUCGACAUUCAGACACUUAAGUAAUAGUAAUGUCGACAUUCAGACACUUAAGUAAUAGUAAUGUCGACAUUCAGACACUUAAGUAACAGUAAUGUCCUCUACAACCUGUCGUCCCGUCCGCUUUUUCUCCAUACAAACAUUGUGUCGGCACAGUCACUUACUAUAUGCGGACUUUACACACGCACAAGUGAAUGCAAGUCAUACUUUGUCAACCACCAUACAGGUCACACUGAGGGUGGCCGUAUAAACAACUUUUAACACUGUUACAAAUAUGCGCCACACUGGGAACCCACACCAAACAAGAAUGACAACCACAUUUAGGGAGAACAUCCGCACCGUAACCCAACAGAACAAAUACCCAGGAUCCCUCGCAGCACUAACUCUUCCGGGAUGCUACAAUAUUUGACAAUCGAUUUUGCAUGUCACUAUACAAGCUUUGCUCGUUCAAUAUUCAAUGCAAAACUUGUUUGUGUCCCUCUUAAAAGGUUAAGUUGUUCAACCUGGGCCCGCGGCUUUGUUGACUUUAAAAUGUUGGCCCGCUCUGUAUUUGAGUUUGACAGAUAGAACAUGUUGAAAGAGAAAAUAAAUGAACAGAUUAAUAAUCAA